Messenger RNA from Bactrocera neohumeralis, 1120 nucleotides. RefSeq names its product ATP-dependent DNA helicase PIF1-like. The transcript is spliced from 2 exons. Bases 96 to 986 code for a protein of 296 amino acids. Gene Ontology annotation, biological process: DNA repair; telomere maintenance. Gene Ontology annotation, molecular function: DNA helicase activity. The record is from RefSeq and is a predicted model, not a curated record. Lineage: Eukaryota; Metazoa; Arthropoda; Insecta; Diptera; Tephritidae.
UAGAUGGAGGCAGAACAGCUCAUUCAGCAUUUAAGCUGCCGUUGAACAUUCAAAAUAAUCCAGAUGCAGUGUGCAACAUAAAAAAACAAUCGUCUAUGGCCAUAGUGCUGAAACAAUGUAAAAUUAUUAUUUGGGAUGAAUGCACUAUGGCACACAAACAUUCGCUUGAGGCAUUAGAUAGGACAUUAAAGGAUAUAAAAAACAAUGAUAAACUAUUUGGCGGCACUUUGUUACUCCUUUCUGGUGAUUUUAGACAAACACUUCCCGUUAUUCCACGUUCAACGUACGCUGAUGAAAUUAAUGCUUGCUUAAAAUCAUCGCGACUAUGGCGUAAUGUUGAAAAAGUACAAACACAAUAUGCAAAUCGUAAGUGGCUGGCAGAAAGAGCGAUUUUGGCAGCUAAAAAUGUGGACGUCAAUGGGUUAAAUUUAAAGAUUCAACAGUUGUUGCCUGGGGACUUGGUGUCAUACAAAUCUAUCGAUGCAGUUUGCGAUACCAACGAGACUGUGAAUUAUCCAAUUGAGUUUUUAAAUUCAUUGGAUUUGCCAGGCAUGCCACCACAUCAUUUACAAUUGAAGGUUGGAUCUCCGAUUAUUCUGCUUCGCAAUUUAAACCCACCACGGCUGUGUAAUGGCACACGGUUAGUCAUUAAAAAAUUAAUGAAAAACGUCAUUGAAGCCAUCAUCUUGAAUGGCAAGUUUCAAGGCGAAAAUGUGUUGCUGCCACGAAUCCCUAUGAUUACUACAGAUGUGCCAAUUGAAUUCAAACGCACUCAAUUCCCCAUUAGAUUAGCAUUCGCUAUGACGAUCAAUAAGUCACAAGGCCAGACAUUGUCUGUAUGUGGCUUAGAUUUGGAAACACCAUGCUUUUCCCACGGACAACUAUAUGUGGCAUGUUCUCGCGUGGGAAAACCCUCCAGUUUGUUUGUGUUGGCUAAAGACGGACUAACCAAGAAUAUUGUACACUCUAUUGCACUGAGAGAUUAAUUUUUUUUUUCAAUUGCCAUAAUUGAUAGGAUAAUAUGAAUAAUUAUUUUUGAUAUUUAGAAAGCUAUCAAAAAUUGUAAUUUAAAAUAUAUUCGUUACUUUAAUAAGGAUUAAUUUAUUAACUUAAAUAAAGC